AUGGCUACACACCCCGAGGAGAAACGAACACAACUCCACCGAAGCAUGAAUCUCGAACUCGAGCGUUCUGCCGAUGCAUCGUCGUUCGAUCCGGACGCUGCAGGAGAGCUGGCCCCGCUGACUAGCGACAUGCGACGACAGAUCUACGAGCUCAAGGCAGCCUACGAAGAGUUCUGGCAACAGCGCAAGUUCAGGAAGGGCUGGGCCAAGCCCCUGUUCGCCUUCGACGAGGCUGUCGAAGAGCUGCUGGCCCGUGCCGCCGAGGCCGUCGUUCGCAUCCGUUCACACUUUGAUGAGCUCAACGGAUCGAGCACGGUACCGCGCGGCCUCUCCAAGUCGGCCUCAUCGAUCGCCACAGCGAAGCUGCCUCGCUUCAAGGAGGGUCGAGCCCGCGAGUACCUGUGCAGCCUCGAGCAGGACCCCCGUGCCGCGCCGCAGCAGUUCGUGCGCGAGAUCGUCCACGCCACCCUCAGCAACGAGGAUGGCUACCUCGAGGAGGGCCUCACCGGCGACAAGCUCGACCGCUACAUCGACAAGAUCACGGCCUACAUGAGACAGAGAGAUGAGCAAGAGGCGAGGGCGACGGUGCAGCUGGAGGAGAAGCUCAAGCGGCGAUGGGCCAAGGCCGAGGAGCUGUUGAAGGCCUUCUACGCGCUCGACGCCGACGAGAAGGCGAGCAAGAGCCACUACCAGUCGCUCCAGAAGAUCAUCAAGCGCGUCGACGACGUGCGCGAGGAGCUCAUGCUCAUGCAGAGACGACGAGAAGCCAAGCGGGAGCAGCAGGAGCAACAGAGCGUCGAGGCCGAAGUCCCUCAGCAGCCGACAGUCAGCGCACCCGAGGAACCGGUCGCUACCGCGGAGAGCCAGCCGGCCCCUGAGGGAGAAGCGGCCCAGGCCGAGGAGAAGGAGGAAUCAGCACAGCCUGAGCAGCAGCAGCAGGUGGAGGCGCGCGAGGAACAGGAGGAGCCCAAGCCCGAGCAGGCCGCUGCCCCCGCGACAGAGGAGGCGCAAGCUGCGGCAGCAACAACUGAGCCUGCGGCACAGGAAGACAGCGCCGCCGCUGCCGCCGACACCGGCAAGGAGGUGGUGGAUGAGGAGAGCGAACAGAGGCGACGAAUCGAACAGGAGCGGGAGAAGGCCAUGCUCAAGAUCAAGAACGUGGCCGACAGCGUCACCCGACUGAGCGACCAGAUCGAGGGUUUCACCAGCGAGGCCACCGGGCUCGACAUGGAAGAGCUGCAGAAGGAGCCGGAGAGUGCGGAGAAGAUGCUGUCGAAGCUGCAGAAGCAGUGUCUGUUCUACUCGGAGAACCUGAUGAAGGACCUGCUCUCGCUCGACGCGAUCUCGACCGGCACCCUGCCCGGCAGCGAGGAGGCCAGCGAGGAGGUGCGCCCGCUCCGGAAGCAGCAGGUCAAGGAGAUUCAGGGCCUGCUGCAGGACGUCGACCAGGUCAACAGCAAGCUCAAGGCCAUGCUCAAGAAGGUCCAGGAGGAGAAGCAGCGCAAGGAGGAACAGCGCAAGAAGUUCGAGAUCGACGAACGCGCCAAGCAGCCUCAACAACCUCAACAGCAGCCGACUACGACUACGACAGCGACCGCGAGUGCGACUGCGGCGGCGGAGAAGGACCAGGCCAGGAGCGAGGGCGUAGAUAUGUGGCGUUCACUGAAGCUCAAGCCCAAGUUCGAGAUGGCCCGCACGCAGGACUCGAUCAUCCUGCAGGCCCACAUUCCCGGCAUGCGCGAGGAGGACAUCGAGAUCGAGCGCGACGACGACGGCCAGGCCUUCACGGUCAAGGGCCUCCGGGUGCCCACGCCGGCCGAGGAGGCCGCCAUGCGCCGACAGCUCAAGUCCGUGCUGGCGCGCGACCCGUGGGGUCUCUACUAUCCGCAGGGCGAGCAGGAACGCGACCUCCUCCUGCGCAUGGCCGCCGGUCGCUACGGCAGCUUCAGCGAGACCUUCGAGGUCUCGCCCGAGAUGGACCUCCUGGGCAUCGCGGCCAGCUACGCCGGUGGCGUCCUGCGCAUCGCCGUGCCCAUCAAGCCGCACCAUCAGCGACAGCAGCGACAGGGCCGAAAGAAGGCCUUCUACCCCCACCAGCAGCCGCCUCAGCAGUUCCCCUAUCAGCAGCGACGGCGCCACGGCGGCCGGCCGCACUAUGGCGGCUACCCAGCGGACGUGGGCGGCCAAGGCUUCUUCAACGACAAGUCCUUCUGGUGGUGA
Messenger RNA from Acanthamoeba castellanii str. Neff, 2220 nucleotides. Its product is annotated as BAG domain containing protein. The transcript is spliced from 3 exons. Gene Ontology annotation, molecular function: protein-folding chaperone binding. Lineage: Eukaryota; Discosea; Longamoebia; Acanthamoebidae. Bases 1 to 2220 code for a protein of 739 amino acids. The record is from RefSeq and is a predicted model, not a curated record.